This is a messenger RNA of Cladocopium goreaui, 2454 nucleotides long. The record is from the annotation of a GenBank genome assembly. Lineage: Eukaryota; Dinophyceae; Suessiales; Symbiodiniaceae.
AUGACCGGCGAUGCGACUCCAACGAUUCUUGGAGGCAAAACGCCAGCCUUGACGGGUGCCCAGACCCCCACUGUGGUCUCUUCGGACUCCUACGGUUUCUCCGGCCCUGCGCCCAGCGUGACGGAGCGGCAGCCGACGCAAACGCAGGUGCCCAGUAGCGUGGCCACCUCGUCGCUGCGCACCGAGACGCUGCGCAGUCGGACCCUGUCGCAGCCCACGGAGACGGCGACGGCCUCGGAGCGUUCUAGAACCAAACCGCGACCACCUCCCCCAGAGUUCACCUACGAACCCACGGAGCUGGAACCGCCGGUGCCGGAGGCGGCCAUCCUGGCCAUUUGGGCCGUGUGGUACAUCCUCCAACGGAUGACCAAGUCUGAGGCGCGCGAAAAGUCACUGCCCACCAUCACAGAGGAGUCGACAUCGCCGCAUCUGGUGCUGACCAAUGCUUCUCCUUGCGGGCCUCCGGGUGUCUCAUCACGAUCGGACAACGUUGAGCCCGUGGAGUUUGACAGCGGAAUUUGUCAUGGCUCUUGGUUUUGUGUUCACAAGCCAACCUACGAGCCUGACCGGAUGCAAAGUGGAAAGUAUCCAUUGGCCGAACACCUUCAUCAAAGGAAACGUCUCUGGGAGUGGCGUUUACAGCUGCGAUUCCGUGACUGCGUCUCGGCAGAUAGCGUCUACUUCGGAUGUGAGCAAGAUCGCUACUACCACGUGGGAACUGUUGAACGCUACAUUUCCAGUUCUGUGAUUUCUCUUCUGAGGCAUGCAUCAGCGGACAAUAUGUAUCAAACGCACGGAGAGGAUCCAGCGUCCGUUCGAGGAGAAGCAGAACGUCCGACCAUCGCGUUUCCCUUGUGGGUCAUGGAUCAACUGAUCAUUACAGAGGAAGGUGAGGAAGCACCCAAGCUUGAUGAUCCAGAUUUUUCCACCUACGGCAUCAUCCGAGCACAGAACAGAAAGGGGAUGCAGGAGGCACUUCAUGGCCUGGAGUUCAAGCCUGGUCGAACCUUCACUUUUGGCUUUUGGUGCAUAGCCCAAUUUGUGGAUGCCAUCGGCUGGAGGGUGCCUGCUAGGGGCGUCAUUCCAGAGGUGAAACUCAAUGAGAUUGGAACUCAUCCGCCAAUCUAUGUGACCAUGUAUCUCCUCAGACCACAGGAUCAGUGGACGGAUGUCCAAGGUCGACGUGAUACGCGUCAUUUGGACUCACGGAAGAUUUACAUUUGGCGCGUUUCAUUGUGGAGUUCGGCCCUUCCACCACCGCUGGAACGGCAAAAGGAUCUCCAAGGUGCGGCCUUCGCAAGGAGGCGCCUCUCUUCUGGUGAUGGUGCCUCGGUGGAGGCGAUCCGAGUUCCCCUCCUUUGUGUUCCUUCCCAUCUUUUGGCUGCCCGUGGUGAGGACCGGGGUUUGAACGGGCGGCGUCUUUUGCAAUUUCCCCGACAGAUCCCUAGCGAUGGCCGAACCUUUGGGGAUCCGGCCGUUGCACUGUGCCAUGCGCGGAUCAGUCAGGUGGAGCGAUCAGCCGAAGAAGUGGCCGAUUUCUUGCGACAACAGGAGGAUGACCGAGCAACUUUCCAGCGCAUUAGCAAACACUUCAAACUCGCCACACAGAAGAUCCGCCAACUGGUAGAAGAUCAUGAGGAUUUGUUUGCGGUGGAAAAGGAUCAGGUGGUGUUGAAAGACCAACGGCGAAAAGAAGCCCUGAGGUGUUUGGUGAAGCAGUUGGUAAGCUCCGAAAUGCAGAAGAUGGAGAUCGAUCCGGAGAAGGCCAUGGAAUGCAUCUGGUCCGCUGCCCACUUCGCCAUCAAGGCUACUCCUUCGGAGGUGAAGAAAGUCUUCGAUAAGGUCUCGCAGUCCGUCCUGAGGAGCAAGCAGACAGUGCCACGAGGGGCCUAUCCUGCCAACAUGCCUUUAGCCCUGGCUUGCAUCAUCGACCGGGCGGUGUACCUCGCUAGACGCUUGAGCCAAGGAGCCAUUACGGCCAUCGAGCGAGCCCUGGGGCCGAGUUUGUACAAUAUCCUGCUGAGCAGAUGGCAACUUGGUCGAGUGCGGGGCAGCCAAUUCCUGGCAAACCUGUUCUUAGCUUGGGAAAGAUUGGGCUACUUCGAGGACAAACACCUCGAGACGUGUAAGAAACAUUUGUUGGUGCUCCUUGCGUUCGUUCGAGCAGAGGGUGUGCCGGAUCCACCACAUAAGGAUGAAGGCACUGGAUGGUACAAAGUGGUGGCGCGCGAGCCGGGGGAAGACAAGAACACAGAGCCCAUCGCAUCCCGGCAACGGCUCCAGGCCUUAGAGCAGACUCGAGCGCAGGCCGAGAAGCAAAGAGUUACGGUCACCGCGGACGCGUCGGAGGCGUCAGAGAAGGCACAGGCACAAAGCUUUCAGGAGGCGCCGGAGAGGGGAAAGGCAGAUGUGGAGGAGGCUCCUGAAGUUAUGAUGGUCAACUGGCUGGUGUAG